Molecule: messenger RNA, 7308 nt
Organism: Heteronotia binoei (common prickly gecko)
Lineage: Eukaryota; Metazoa; Chordata; Lepidosauria; Squamata; Gekkonidae
Gene: TIAM1
Product: TIAM Rac1 associated GEF 1
Exons: 27
Coding region: 304-5079 (1591 amino acids)
Biological process (GO): small GTPase-mediated signal transduction; activation of GTPase activity; positive regulation of axonogenesis
Cellular component (GO): cytosol; plasma membrane; synapse
Molecular function (GO): guanyl-nucleotide exchange factor activity; protein binding
Source: RefSeq, a predicted model, not a curated record
CCCACUUUCUGAGCCAGAAGCGGAAUGAAAGACUCGCGCUUCCUCAUUUUUUGUUCUUGGAUUUGAGUGCUUUGUGAAAGCAGACCAGAGAACAUGUUUGUGCUACUGGUUAAUGGUUUUGGGCAUAUAUUCACAGGCUCCCACAAGGCAGUAAUGGAAGCUUUGAGUGGCAAGUGGUGACAUCAACUGUCCAGCAACUGUUCAUUUUGAUAGCAUUUGCAAUUCUGUGCAUCUCAAUUUUCCACUUCUUGGAGAAAGUAGUGCUGGGUACCAACCAGUACUGCCUUGUAAGUCAUUAAAACCAUGGGCAAUGCAGAGAGUCAAAAUGUAGAACAUCAAUUCUAUGGAGAGAAACAUGCCAGCCUGGGACGAAAGCAUACGUCACGCUCACUUCGUCUUUCCAACAAAGCAUCUCGACGGACCAGACAUUCUUCUUCAGGAAAAAUUAUUCACAGGAACUCGGAAGUAAGCACUCGAUCUAGUAGUACUCCCAGUAUCCCUCAGUCAUUAGCUGAAAAUGGAUUGGAGCCUUUUACCCAAGAAGGCAACUUGGAGGAUUUUGGGAGUCCAAUUUGGGUAGACAGAGUGGACAUGGGUUUAAGGCCAGUUUCUUACCAUACAGAUUCUUCUGUCACUCACAGCAUGGAUAGUAGUACUGUUCACAUGGCAGCAUCCAUACAGAGUAUGCCUAAUUCUGAAGAAGGCAGACUUUAUGCUGAUGGAUAUUUGGCUGAAGGAGGUAGCAGGCAACAUCCAUACUCAACAAAUGGGACCACUUUCUUGGAGCCUAUGAGCUUCAAGAAAAAACGUUCAAAAUCUGCAGAUAUCUGGCGAGAGGACAGCUUGGAAUUUUCACUUUCUGAUCUCAGUCAAGAACACUUAACAAGCAAUGAAGAAAUCUUGUGCUCUGCUGAGGAAAAGGAUGGUGAAGAGAAUCGAGGAAGAGAGGCCAGCAAUAGUCAUCAACAGUUGGUUACCUGCCAGCGUGCCAAUUCCAUGAGUGAUUUGUAUUCUCCCCAAAACACAGCUGCUACAGCAAAUGGUGGCCCACGAGGGUACUGUCAGAAUUUAGUCUCUCGUAGCCCAAACAUUGGGAACCACAAAACUUCACCUACCACAAUGGAGAAUGUUCCUUCUUAUAGUAAUUAUAACACGCUCCCCUGCAGGAAAUCUCAUUGUCUAUCUGAAGGGAUCACUCACCAAAAAAUAAGCCAUAGCAACAGUAUGCAUGGCAGAAGAGCAAAAACUACCCAGGAUGUUAAUACAGGUGAAGGGAGUGAAUUUGCUGACAGCGGGAUUGAGGGUGCAACUACUGACACAGACCUUCUUUCCAGACGUUCAAAUGCUACAAACUCUAGUUAUUCUCCAACAACCAGUCGGGCCUUUGCUGGCAGUGACAGUGGCAGCUCUUCUACAGGUGAUGGGGCUCGUCAGGGAGUCUAUGAGAAUUUCCGACGGGAGCUGGAGAUGAGCAGUACCAAUGAUAACGUGGAUGAAGCGGCUUCUGCCCUGAGUGAUGAACAGAGCAGUGGGACCUUAAGUUCCCCAGGACAGUCAGACAUUCUUCUUACUGCAGGCCAGGGAACUGUACGGAAAGCUGGAGCACUUGCAGUGAAAAAUUUUCUUGUCCACAAAAAAAACAAGAAAGUGGAGUUAGCAACACGAAGGAAAUGGAAGCAGUACUGGGUUUCCUUAAAAGGAUGUACAUUAUUCUUCUACGAGAGUGAUGGCAGGUCUGUAAUAGACCACAACAGCAUCCCAAAACAUGCAGUCUGGGUGGAAAAUAGCAUUGUGCAAGCAGUGCCUGAGCACCCAAAGAAAGACUAUGUUUUCUGCCUCAGCAAUUCUCUUGGAGAUGCAUUUCUGUUUCAGACCUCUAGCCAAACAGAACUUGAGAACUGGAUCACAGCAGUUCAUUCUGCUUGUGCAACAGCAGUAGCACGGCAGCACCACAAAGAGGAUACUGUCAAACUGUUGAAAACAGAGAUUAAAAAACUGGAGCAGAAAAUUGACAUGGAUGAGAAGAUGAAGAAAAUGGGGGAAAUGCAUUUCCUCAGCUUAUCCUCUGUCCGAGACUCCAAGAAGAAAAAAACCAUUCUUGAUCAGAUCUUUGUUUGGGAACAAAACCUGGAACAGUUCCAGAUGGAUCUCUUUCGAUAUCGGUGUUACUUAGCUAGCCUUCAAGGAGGGGAACUGCCAAAUCCAAAAACGUUGCUUGCAUUUGCAAGUCGGCCAACGAAAGAUGCAAUGGGUCGUCUUGGAAUCUUUUCAGUGUCUUCCUUUCAUGCACUGGUGGCAGCUCGCACGGGUGAAUCUGGUGUCAGGAGAAGAACUCAGGCUAUGUCGAGAUCAGCAAGCAAACGGAGAAGCCGGUUUUCAUCCCUCUGGGGUCUGGACACUACUUCAAAGAAAAAGCAAGGGAGACCAAGCAUUAAUCAGGUGUUUGGUGAAGGAGCUGAUUCUGUGAAGAAAUCUUUAGAAGGAAUAUUUGAUGAUACUAUACCAGAAAACAAGAGAGAGAAAGAAGUGACACUGACUGCUGUCCAUUCGCAUAAUCCUGACUCAGACAUCUGGGUGCAUGAAUACUUCACACCAUCCUGGUAUUGUCUACCAAAUAACCAAUCAGCUUUGACUGUAAUCCACCCUGGAGACACAACAAGGGAUAUCCUGGAAAUGAUUUGCAAGACUCAUCAGCUGGAUUGCUCUGCUCACUGUCUGCGUCUAAAGUUCCUGACAGGAAACCAAAUGCAAUUCUAUGUACCAAAGUCAGAUGAGGAUAUCUAUGAACUGUUAUAUAAAGAAAUUGAAAUCUGUGAGAAAGUCACACAACAAAUUCAUAUUGGAAAAUCUGACACAUUGUCAGAUAACUAUGGUUUUUCUCUGUGUUCUAUAGAAGAAGAAGGGAUUCGCCAGCUCUAUGUGAACAGUGUCAAAGAGUCAGGUCUGGCUUUCAAGAAAGGCCUGAAAGCUGGUGAUGAAAUUAUUGAAAUCAAUAAAAAAGCUGCUGAAGACCUGAAUUCAGCCAUGCUAAGAGAUGUUCUUGUUCAGCCUUCUCUGUGCCUUACAGUGAGGACUUGUCCUGAGUCAGAGCAAAAACUAACACAGCUACCACCACGCCGCACAGAUGGUUCUUUUGAUCUGACUGACAGUCCUUUGAGAUCUGUCAACAACAGUCAAGCAGGACACUUUCUCUGCAACGAUCAAGACAAUUGUGUUGAGACAACUUCAGAAGAGGCAGAAGUGCUUGUCUUGCAAUCCUCUGAUGAGGCUGAUAAAACAGGAAAGAGCACAGAACAAGUUGCUGCUUUUUGUCGCAGUCUUCAUGAGAUGAAUCCAUCCGACUUGAGUGUCAACCCUAAGGAAUUUACUGGCCCUCUGCAAGCCAUAAGACAACUAACUGAUGCAGAUAAACUACGCAAGGUUAUUUGUGAGCUCCUUGAAACAGAACGCACCUAUGUCAAGGACUUAAAUUGUUUAAUGGAGAGAUACCUGAAACCUCUACAAAAGGAAACUUUCCUCACUCAGGAAGAGCUUGACAUUCUUUUUGGAAAUCUGACUGAAAUGGUAGCAUUUCAAGUAGAAUUUCUGAAGACUCUUGAAGAUGGGGUGAGGUUGAUCCCUGACCUUGAAAAACUUGAAAAAGUCGACCAGUUUAAAAAAGUGUUGUUUUCCUUGGGUGGGUCUUUUCUCUACUAUGCUGAUCGUUUCAAGCUCUACAGUGCCUUCUGUGCCAGUCACACAAAGGUUCCAAAAGUCCUUGUGAAAGCCAAGACGGACACAGCAUUUAAGGCAUUCUUGGAUGCUCAGAAUCCUAGACAACAACACUCAUCGACAUUAGAGUCUUACCUCAUUAAACCUAUCCAGAGGAUAUUGAAAUACCCUCUUCUUCUGAAAGAACUCUAUGCCCUCACUGAUACAGAAAGUGAGGAACAUUAUCACCUUGAUGUGGCCAUUAAAACAAUGAACAAAGUUGCCAGUCAUAUCAAUGAAAUGCAGAAAAUCCAUGAAGAAUAUGGUGCUGUAUUUGAUCAACUUAUCGCAGAACAAACAGGAGACAAAAAAGAGGUUGCAGAUCUUUCUAUGGGAGACUUGCUUUUGCAUACCACAGUAAUCUGGCUUAAUCCUCCUACAUCUCUUGGGAAGUGGAAGAAGGUACCUGAAUUGGCAGCAUUUGUAUUCAAAACUGCUGUGGUUCUUGUGUAUAAAGAUGGCUCCAGACAGAAGAAGAAAUUGGGUGGAUCACAUAGGGCUUCAAUCUAUGAAGACUCAGACCCGUUUCGUUUCCGUCAUAUGAUACCUCUAGAAGCUCUGCAGGUUCGGGCACUGGCAAGUGCAGAUGCAGAGACUAGUUGUGUCUGUGAGAUAGUUCAUGUGAAAUCAGAGUCUGAAGGCAGGCCGGAGAGGUCAUUCCACCUUUGUUGCAGUUCACCAGAACAUAGGAAAGAUUUUCUGAAGACUGUACAUUCAGUUCUACGUGACAAACACAGAAGGCAACUCCUUAAAACUGAAAGCUUGCCCGCAUCCCAGCAGUAUGUUCCUUUUGGAGGAAAAAGAUUGAGUGCUCUAAAAGGUGCAAGGCCAGCUAUGAACAGGGCAGUGUCUGCUCCAAGCAAGUCCCUUGGGAGAAGGCGGCGGCGGCUAGCUCGGAACAGAUUUACCAUUGAUUCAGAUGCCAUCUUCGCUGACAGCCCUGAGAAAGAAUCUCAGCAGGCAUCCAACAGCAAAGACACAGACCGCUGGGUAGAAGAACAGUUUGACCUUGGUCAGUACGAGGAGCAAGAGGACAUAAAAGAAACAGAUAUUCUCAGUGAUGACGAUGAAUAUUGUGAACCUCUGAGAGGUACAAUGGUUGAAAAAGAACUUCAGGAGCAGUUGCAGGCAGCCUCCAUCACAAGCAACCAGUUGUACCGAGGAGACAAAGGGCGCUAUGCCAUGGGUUCUCAUGCUUCGAGAAUGGCUCAGUUAAAGAAACAAGCUGCUCUGUCUGGAAUUAAUGGUGGUAUGGAAGGCAGUGAAGAAAUCAUUUGGGUUCGUCGUGAAGAUUUUGUGCCACCCAGAAAACUGAACACUGAGCUUUAGAGCUAUGUUUUCCCUGUUAGAUGGUAGGCAUAGAUUUGCCCUUAACUCUCCUCUUACACAUUGUGGAGAAUGCUCCUUUAGAAUGCACACUUGCACAUACAGUUAUGGCAGCUAAAUUGGUUCAAACCACACAACCUCUUUUUUUUCUCUUUAAGGUAACAUAUAGUAAAGGGGGGGGAGCAAACAAAAUUUUGAAAUUGAAUGAGCUUGAGUCCUUCUCUGUACAUUACCAAGGGCUUUAUUUAUUCUAAACUUAUCAGGGGUAGUAUAUUGAAAUGGGAUGCAUAGCUAUUACUAGAAAACAUAUUGCUGUGGGUUUUUAAGAAAAUAUGUGCAGCAAGUUAGCAUAAGUGAUAGCACAAACAGCAAAUGACUUUUAUAUGUGACAUGUCAAUCAUGAGUUCAUCUCUUUAAACAAGGAAGCUGCCUUUUUAGACUCCAUAGCUGCAGGAUUCUUAAUCUUUUUUUUAAUCUUAAGGUUCAGAGAUUCUUACUCCAGCAAGAGUGAUACGUGUACAGAAAGAGGCUUCUGUGCAUGGACCGUCCUUCUUGAUGGAGCCCCAUAAGUAGAAUUGUUGGAAACCCAUUGCAUCCAACUUCGAGAGGCACAUAUGGGGUGUUCCUGCAGUGUAUGUGCAUUGCUGAACAGAUGUGUGAUGCUGUCAGCUCCAGCUGUGAUCCAGCCACUUGUUAGGGAGGGCCUUGAAUCAGGCUCCCCUUUUCUUUUCCUUCAACCAAUAUUCAAUACUGAAAGUGCUACACAUCUGCUUGGCACAAAGCUUACUGGCACAAGGGAGGAUUUCUGGAUCUAGUGACAUUAUGUAUAUUUUAGGAAUAUGUGAGGAAAAACUUGGAAUUUUAUGUUGUGUUGGGGUUUUUUGUCCGUGACUAGUCUAACUUAAUGUCAAUAUUGGAAGUUCUAGUUUUACAUAAAUUAUAACAAUGCCAAACUCUUUUAUUUUAAAAAAGAGAUCGAAAUUGAACACUUGAAAAAGAUAUUUUUCUGUAUUUUACCUGAAAUACAAGGGCACAAAGGGAUGGGAAUUUUACAGUGUUAGUUUUGUUCCAGGUCUAGGAUGUAAGGCUGCCCUUUUAGAAUGGGUUGAGUAUGUUUGUUUUAUAGUCAAAUUCUGAAUUAGAAACACUUAUGGAUAACCUUUGCUUAAAAAAAAAAUGAACAGUUGUAUAUGUUUGAAACUGGAAUUGAUUUAACAAUAUCAAUGUAUAGCGGAGAAACCAAGUAGGUUAAAUAAAUCUCUGUUGUAAUUCUGUUGGAAUUAACAGGGUUACAUCUAGGAUGAGUUUGAUCCUCUGUGUUUGAAGUUAGAGCUCAGGAAAAAUGGAUUAUUUUAUGGCCAAAAAAACUGACCUCAUGGUACUUUCUUCUCCUAUGUGAAAUUAGUAUCCUUUUACUUUCUUACUAGAUUUUCCCCCCACUGCAAUAUGCUAUGAACAGUGUUCUAAACAAACAAACCUCUUUACGGUUUUAAACCUUUUAUUUAAACAUCUACAACAGGGUAAAAUGUGACUAAACUCUGAUGUUCUAUAGGUUCCCAAAUAAUUUUGAAAAAGCACUUUUUUAUUUGAAACUAUUUAUAUAGUUUCCCCGUUUUAAUUUUGACCUACACAAAAGGGGAGGGGUUUUUGGGGGGGAGGGGAAUCACUUUUUGUAUCUACUGAUGUUUGACACAUUAGUAGGUAUGUUGAAAACCUAAAAUUUUAUAAUAGCUUUAGGGAUUAUAUUUUAUACAAUCAGCUGUGACUAUAUUUUGAGAUGUGAGCAGAAAAUGUUACUCAGCAACAUCAGCUGUCUGAUGGCCCAGCCAACGUUGGACUCCCUAACCGUCUGGUUCUCUGUGCACUACUCUAGUGUUUUGAAAGUUUUAUUCUCUGAACUUUUGCUAUAUUUUCAUUGUUUUCUUAAAAAGCUUUAGUGAGAUUUCUACACCCUAUGUAUCUAAUUAUAUUUAAACUCAAGUCAGUUGUGUACCAACUUAUUAGACAUAACAAAGUUUUAGCUGUCCCCAGUGGAAUACAGUGAGCCUGUGAAAUGCUGGACGUCCUGUGCUUGGAGGGUGCCAUUGUUCUUGUACAUAAUGUCAUGACCUGUCAAUGUCAAAGGUUCUUAUAUAUUUCUUUUAUAAGCUAAAAGAAGGUCUAUUUUUAUGUUUUUAGGUAUAUGAAUGGAACGUUGUAAAUGCCUGUCAAAUAAAAUAAGACCAAAAACCA